UUUCUGAAGCUCGAAAAAAAAAAUCGUAAGCCCGCUCGCUAUCCUCCCCCUCCAUUUCCCGCUCCAAGCUCUGCAGCUUCAAAACUCUUCACCAUACGCAGGCUCCCUCUCAAGGCUAUCAUUUCGAGUUUACUCUGGACUUAACCAGCAUAUGCAAUUAGAGUUAUUGGGCGGUUCUUCCGUCCUCAGCUCGCCACAUUCAGCUCCUUACAGGCAGAGAAUGGCAGCCUUUGGCGCUCUUUCACUGUGUCCCUGCAGCCCACUGUCACGCCCAUAUCACACAGUUCGUACUAUUUAUUGUUGCAAUGGAUCCCCUACAGUUAUAGGCAAAAAUGUCUCUAAAGUACCACGCAAGAGACUGGGAAGAUUGGAAGGUGCUAGAAAAAGCAUGGAAGAUUCUGUUCAACGCAAGAUGGAACAGUUUUACGAAGGUUCAGAUGGUCCACCCCUCCGUGUUCUUCCAAUUGGUGGUCUUGGUGAAAUUGGGAUGAAUUGUAUGCUCGUUGGGAACUAUGACCGAUACAUUCUGAUUGAUGCUGGUGUCAUGUUUCCCGACCAUGAUGAGCUCGGUGUCCAAAAAAUUAUACCUGAUACCACAUUUAUCAAAAGAUGGAGUCACAAAAUUGAAGCUGUUGUUAUUACACAUGGUCAUGAAGAUCACAUUGGUGCGUUGCCUUGGGUAAUUCCAGCUUUAGAUUCCCAUACACCAAUAUAUGCUUCAUCCUUCACAGUGGAGCUUAUAAAAAAGCGUCUGAAGGAAAAUGGGAUUUUUGUUCCAUCUCGACUAAAGGUAUUUAAGACGAAAAGGAGAUUUACAGCUGGGCCAUUUGAAAUAGAGCCAAUUAGGGUUACCCAUUCCAUUCCUGAUUGUUGUGGAUUAGUUCUUCGAUGUGCUGAUGGUACAAUUCUUCAUACUGGGGACUGGAAGAUUGACGAAUCACCAUUGGAUGGUAAAGUCUUUGACCGACAAACUUUGGAGCAACUAUCAAAGGAAGGAGUGACCCUUAUGAUGAGUGACUCAACAAAUGUACUAUCUCCUGGAAGGACGAUUAGUGAGUCUGUGGUGGCAGAUGCACUUUUAAGGCGUAUCUCUGUGGCUAAAGGAAGGGUCAUCACCACUCAGUUUGCUUCAAAUAUACACCGCCUAGGAAGUGUGAAAGCAGCAGCUGAUUUAACUGGUCGAAAGUUGGUAUUUGUUGGCAUGUCCUUAAGGACAUAUCUGGAUGCAGCCUGGAAGGAUGGAAAGGCACCAAUUGACCCAUCGACCUUGGUAAAAGUGGAGGAUAUUGAUGCCUACGCUCCAAAAGAUUUGUUGAUUGUCACAACUGGCUCACAAGCAGAACCACGUGCUGCCCUAAAUCUUGCAUCUUACGGAAGUAGUCAUUCUCUCAAACUGAGCAAGGAAGAUGUAAUUUUGUAUUCGGCCAAGGUUAUUCCUGGUAAUGAAUCUAGAGUGAUGAAAAUGUUGAACCGUAUAUCAGAGAUCGGAUCAAACAUAAUAAUGGGUAAGAAUGAGGGGCUGCACACAUCUGGUCAUGGAUAUCGUGGAGAAUUAGAGGAAGUACUUCAAAUUGUUAAACCACAGCAUUUUUUACCCAUACAUGGAGAGCUUUUAUUCCUCAAGGAGCACGAAUUGCUGGGCCGGUCAACAGGCAUUCGACACACAACUGUUAUAAAAAACGGGGAAAUGCUUGGAGUAUCUCACUUGAGAAACAGAAGAGUUUUAUCCAAUGGUUUCACCUCUCUCGGGAAGGAGAAUUUACAGUUGAAGUAUAGUGAUGGUGACAAAGCAUUUGGAUCUUCAUCUGAGCUAUUCGUUGAUGAGAGACUAAAGAUUGCAACAGACGGCAUUAUAGUGGUCAGUAUGGAAAUCUUGCGACCCCACAGUGUUGAUGGUUUAAUUGAAACUGGCAUCAAAGGAAAACUGAGAAUCACUACUCGAUGUUUAUGGCUUGACAAGGGGAAGCUUUUAGAUGCACUUCAUAAAGCCGCUCAUGCAGCACUGUCAAGCUGUCCUGUAAAUUGUCCUCUGGCCCACCUGGAAAGAACUGUGUCUGAGGUUCUGAGGAAGAUGGUAAGAAAAUACAGUGGUAAAAGGCCUGAAGUCAUUGUCAUGGCUCUGGAGAGCCCUGGAGGAGUUCUUUCCGAGGAGCUUGAUACAAGGCUUUCGGGCAAGCCCAUUGCUGGAAUUGGGAUGUCAGCAUUGAGAAAAGCAGUUGAUGGACAGCCAACUAAGAGCCACUUAAACAAGAUAAGACCAAAUGGAAAUGACGAUUUGCAUUCUGUGGAUAACUCGAGUCAUGAGUCUCAAGGUAACUAUAUUGAACCUGUAAGACUACUUCCUGAAGAAGACUACAGUUCCUCAAACUCCAACUUGGCUGAGAUACAAUCCUUUGAUAACGAGGGUUUGGAGGAUUUCUGGAGACCAUUUAUCAUGCCAUCAUCUGUUAGUGAAUUGGUAAAGGAGAACGAAGGUUCUGUUCAACAAUCUAAUAAUACGUUGGAGAUUACAAACGAAGGCGAAGGACAGGAUGACAAGUCAUUGAAAAUGUCAAAUUCUGACAUGAAGCCUUUGAAGCCCAUGAAACGCAAUAAAUGGAAACCUGAGGAGAUCAAGAAACUUAUUAAGUUGCGCGGGGAAUUAAAUGUCCGGUUUCAAGUUGCCAGGGGGCGAAUGGCCCUUUGGGAAGAGAUAUCCACCAGUAUGUCGACUGAUGGAAUAAAUAGGAGUCCAGGACAGUGCAAGUCUCUGUGGGCAUCUCUGAUUCAGAAAUUUGAGCAGGAAAGCAAGGGUGAAAAGAAAAGCAGGAAAAGUUGGCCAUACUUCGAGGAAAUGAGUGGUAUAUUGUCUGAUUCAGAGGCACUGGCAUCAAAAUGAGGGGAUACUGUAAGAACAGAAAACUGAAAGUUUCGAAGAAAUGUAGCAACAUUUGUUCCAUAGAGCAUGGAUAAUGGUCAUGAUUAUUAAGAAACAGCUAUUUUUACACGAUUCGAUGUCUCGGUAUCUCCUUGAUAAUUGGCCACAGCAAUGAGAAAGCAGAUAUAUGAAACUUAUGACCGAUGAAGCCCGCUUCUAUCUUUCGAGGCAUGCUACUGCUACCAUUUCUGGAGCUUGGGAAUGGUCCCUUCUUUUCCUACAGAACAUUUCAAAAAAGUUAAGGAAAAUAUAUUGGGAUGAGGCAAACAAUGAUCAAAAGAAAUGGAGAUUCCAGAACAUAUGAUUUUGAAGCUUGAGAGCCGUUUGGUUUUUUCCAUGCAUUAAUACAUACACAAAUUUAGGCA
Messenger RNA from Momordica charantia (bitter melon), 3282 nucleotides. Its product is annotated as RNA-metabolising metallo-beta-lactamase family protein. Lineage: Eukaryota; Viridiplantae; Streptophyta; Magnoliopsida; Cucurbitales; Cucurbitaceae. The record is from RefSeq and is a predicted model, not a curated record.